Stylophora pistillata is the source of this 1020-nucleotide messenger RNA. Its product is annotated as centrin-3. Gene Ontology annotation, molecular function: calcium ion binding. The record is from RefSeq and is a predicted model, not a curated record. Gene Ontology annotation, cellular component: myosin II complex. NCBI's taxonomy places the organism in Eukaryota, Metazoa, Cnidaria, Anthozoa, Scleractinia, Pocilloporidae.
UCGAAUUUUGCGCGUCAUUUACCAAAGCAACAAGCGCUUGCUACGCGACGAACGACAGCGUCAAAAAAAAUUACGGCAAUUUUUUUACAGUUCAUUCAAAAGCUCAAACGAAAGCGGAGAUGAGUCUUUCAUUGAAGACGCCUGAUUUUAGCAAAGGGAGAGGCUCGAAAGGCAAGAGGCGGGAGCUCGGUGAAGAACAAAAGCAAGAAAUUAAAGAAGCGUUUGACUUAUUUGAUACGGACAAGGAUCGUGCGAUAGAUUAUCACGAACUGAAGGUUGCGAUGAGAGCUCUUGGAUUUGAUGUGAAGAAAGCAGAUGUUCUGAAAAUCAUGAAGGACUAUGAUAGGGAAGCUUCAGGCAAAAUUACAUUUGAUGACUUCAAUGAAGUCAUGACAGACUGGAUGCUAGAUCGGGAUCCACAAGAAGAAGUGUUCAAGGCAUUCAGAUUGUUUGACGAUGAUGACAGCGGCAAAAUUAGUCUCAGGAAUCUCAGGCGAGUAGCAAGAGAGCUGGGAGAGAAUAUGACAGAUGAGGAGCUUAGAGCCAUGAUUGAUGAGUUUGAUAAAGAUGGAGAUGGAGAAAUAAAUGAGGAAGAAUUUCUUGCCAUCAUGACCGGGGAUACAUAAACACAAGCAUCAGGAAAAAAAUGUACCUGUAUAUUUUGAUGGAAAAUCUGUGAACAUACUCUCCAACAAUGACAUAUUUUUACCAGAAAUAAGCAGACAUGUUGUAAAUUGUACUUUCUUUUGCAAUUUGUACAUUGUUUAUGCUAAUAGCAAUGCAUACCUCUUUCUAUUUUACUAACUUAAAAAUCAAAGGAAAAUCAGAGAUUUGGGUUGAUGUAGCCCAAAAUGUGGUGUUGUCAAAAUUUUGAAUAUGUGAUCUUGGCUGAUUCUAAAGGGAAAGAACUAGACAGAAUAUAUGAAAAUAUUAAGCUUUUGUUUUAUUGCAUUAUUUAUUAUGACAAUACCAUUGUAGAGAUUGUAAUACUUUUUAAUAAAAACUAAACUGUUUCAGUUA